Molecule: messenger RNA, 297 nt
Organism: Histoplasma mississippiense
Lineage: Eukaryota; Fungi; Ascomycota; Eurotiomycetes; Onygenales; Ajellomycetaceae
Exons: 2
Coding region: 1-297 (98 amino acids)
Source: RefSeq, a predicted model, not a curated record
AUGGCAUCCAUGGAUCCAUCAUCGUCGUCACCGGGCGACGAGCCAAUGACUCAAAACAAGUGGCCCGCCUCGCCUACAAGUCGCCAAAACAACAAAGGAAAGGAAUCGCUAUCCAGCGAUCGGGGCUUGGGGAAAGGGCACUCAAAACUGCAACCAGGCUCGUUUGGGGAUUGGGCCACUAGGGCAAAAGGGCUCAAUCACCACCUGCGCCGUGUCACCCAAUCCAAUCCCCCAACAGUCCAAGUCAGACCGUUCUCGAGUCAGCUGAUGUUGCCUGCCUUGGCCGGACUGGGCUGA